This is a messenger RNA of Talaromyces proteolyticus, 1359 nucleotides long. RefSeq lists its product as uncharacterized. The transcript has 4 exons. Lineage: Eukaryota; Fungi; Ascomycota; Eurotiomycetes; Eurotiales; Trichocomaceae. The coding region runs from base 70 to 1017 and encodes 315 amino acids. The record is from RefSeq and is a predicted model, not a curated record.
CUGGGUACCGUCAUUCCUACAAUUGCAAGAACCAGAAAAUCGAAUAACUGACACUGUCGAAUCACCGAAAUGACAAGCGUGGUGGCGAUAGCCGGGGGUACCAGUGGAUGGGGGAGGACGCUCAUCGAGCAGCUGCGAGAAGAGACGGACAAAUUUCAAAUUAUUGUUUUAACGCGAGGAGAGCCUCGAGAGGAGGAACAUGUAAAGUACGUGCAGGUCGACUACGAUGAUAUUCCUGCGCUGGCAGCAAAACUCGAUCACUACCUUGUUCAAGUCGUUAUCAGUGUCAUUGGGAUAUACGAAGAAUCUUCAAGCGAAGCUCAAUUCAACCUAAUCGAAGCUGCGGACAUGUCACGUGCCGUCCAAAAGUUCAUUCCGAGCGAAUAUUCAUAUAACACAGACGCAAAGUACUUGGAGAUUGACCCUGGUGUCAAAUGGUGGCUCAAAGCCGCACAACGCCUCAAAAAUAGCGGACUGCAAUAUACGCGGAUUUUCUUUGGAGCUUUUAUGGACUUCUUAGGCCUACCCAACGUUCGCACAAAUAUUAAGUCGCUUCACGUCAGCUUGAUCGAUACGGUUAAAGGCCGGGCACUGGUUCCGGGAGAUGGGAGUGCCAUAUGGAGUUUGACGUACAGUUAUGACGCCGCCACUUUCAUUGUCAAGCUGCUAGACUUGGAUGAAUGGCCCGAAUAUAGCUGUUGCGUCGGAGACGACAUCGAUUUCAUUACAACGAUGAAGGAAGUAGAGAACGCCUACAACAGAAACCUACAAGUCACACAUAUCGAUGCUGACGAUAUCAACACAGGAAAAACUACCAAGGUCGAGGCUGCACUCUUAGAUUGCAAUUAUUCCGACUUCAGUAAAGAAGAUCUUAUCGGAUUUGUGAUGUUCGGCGGUCAACUUCUCCUUUCAGGCUCUCUUCAUGUUCCCCGUGAAUACCGACUAGAUGAGAAACAGCUAGGCUUCAAGCCCAUGUCAUUACGUGAAUUUUUAUCAAAAACCCAAGGCGGUGGGUGAAUGCGUAAUGUUGAAAGCCCUUUGAGUGAAAAAGGUUUACAAGUUCUACAAACAGUCGAAAUCUAAAAAGGGGUGCGCUAGCCGGGACCAACGUUUUUUUACAAAAGUCUAGGUAAUGCCAUCUCAUAAUUUAGCGUCUUGAAAUCAAGGCAAACAACUCGUAGAUAGCCGCACCGUUUCUACCACAUUUCCAAACGUUCCUUUAUAGCAUCAUAGCAUAGAAAGAGCAGCAAGUGUGAAGGGGAAACAGGUACCAGCAUUGGCAUUAAUACACAGAGAACUUGAAAGAUUUCUUUUCAUCUGUUUUAGACUCUAGAUAAUUCUUUACGAUUUUCCUGGGUC